Molecule: messenger RNA, 1219 nt
Organism: Galeopterus variegatus (Sunda flying lemur)
Lineage: Eukaryota; Metazoa; Chordata; Mammalia; Dermoptera; Cynocephalidae
Gene: DRAM2
Product: DNA-damage regulated autophagy modulator 2
Exons: 9
Coding region: 168-968 (266 amino acids)
Biological process (GO): photoreceptor cell maintenance; regulation of autophagy
Cellular component (GO): lysosome
Source: RefSeq, a predicted model, not a curated record
UGCUCGGGAGCGCGCCCCAGUGUUCCGCCCCGUUUCCAUCCUGCGGGCAGGCUUCUGGGCCCGCGGCGGGCACUGGCGGGGUCAGCAAGGAUUUACAAAAGGUGCAGGUUUAGACAGAUCUGAAGACUGACAUUUUGUGAACUCAUAAAACAGAAGUCUUGUUUGAAAUGUGGUGGUUUCAGCAAGGCCUCAGUUUCCUUCCUUCAGCCCUUGUAAUUUGGACAUCUGCUGCUUUCAUAUUUUCAUAUAUUACUGCAAUAACACUCCACCAUGUCGACCCUGCAUUGCCUUAUAUCAGUGACACUGGUACAGUAGCUCCAGAAAAAUGUUUGUUUGGGGCAAUGCUAAAUAUCGCUGCAGUUUUAUGCAUUGCUACUAUUUAUGUUCGUUAUAAGCAAGUUCAUGCUCUGAAUCCUGAAGAGAACCAUAUCAUCAAAUUAAACAAGGCUGGCCUUGUACUUGGAAUACUGAGUUGUUUAGGACUUUCUAUUGUGGCAAACUUCCAGAAAACAACCCUUUUUGUUGCACAUGUAAGUGGAGCCGUGCUCACCUUUGGUAUGGGCUCAUUAUAUAUGUUUGUUCAGACCAUCCUUUCCUACCAAAUGCAACCCAAAAUUCAUGGCAAAGAAGUCUUCUGGAUCAGACUACUGUUGGUUAUCUGGUGUGGAAUAAGUGCAUUUAGCAUGUUGACUUGCUCGUCAAUUUUGUACAGUGGCAGUUUUGGCACUGAUAUAGUACAGAAACUCCAUUGGAACUCUGAGGACAAAGGUUAUGCACUUCACAUAAUCACUACUGCAACAGAAUGGUCUAUGUCAUUUUCCUUCUUUGGUUUUUUCCUGACUUAUAUCCGUGAUUUUCAGAAAAUUUCUUUACGGGUGGAAGCCAAUUUACAUGGAUCAACCCUCUAUGACACUGCUCCUUGCCCUAUAAACAAUGAACGAACACGACUACUUUCCAGAGAUUUAUGAUGAAAGGAUAAAAUAUAUCUGGAUGAUUAUGAUUCUCAGGGAUUGAGGAAAGGCUCACAAAAGUUACUUAUUCUGCUUUGAAAUUUUCAACCAGUUCAUCAAGGCCAACAGUGACACUGCUGAAUACUAAGUAGGAAACAUGAAAUAAGCAUUUCAUAAGGUAUUUUAAAGGAUAUCAUGAAGAAAACUAUUGAAAAACAUUUAUUCCUAUACUUUUUUAUCCCAGAAAAUAAAACUAAAGGACUACAGUA